AUUGAAUGAAAAUUCUGCAUUAAUUUACAAUUUAGUGAAAAAAUUUGACAAAAAAAUUGUGUUAUAGUGAAAAUUAAAUAAAAUAUGUCAUUUACUUCACGUCUCUGUCGUGUUAUUAAUUCGUCUACACACGUGCAACGUUAUGCAACGCGCAACAUCAUCGGCAGCACACAGGCGGCAUGGUCUUUGCGCUGGAACAAAAAUCUAGGAAGAAAUAUCCCUCAAUUUGCUCGUUGCAUGAGUACAGAGUCGACAGCUUCAGCGAAUGUUGAAGACAAGGGACGUUUCCACACUAUAAUCAGGCAAACUGAAAAGCCGGUCGGCGAGGCAGAUAAGCAUGAAUUUCAAGCUGAGACACGCAUGUUGCUGGACAUUGUCGCGCGUUCAUUAUAUUCCGAAAAUGAAGUAUUUGUGCGGGAAUUAAUUUCGAACGCUAGUGAUGCCUUGGAGAAAUUCCGUUACACUGUCCAUACCGCUGGUGAAAAUGAAAAGAACUUUGAAGGCGCAGAUCGGCCAUUAGAAAUACACAUUGCUACUGAUAAACAAUCAAUGCAAUUAACAAUACAGGACACAGGUAUUGGCAUGACUCGCGAAGAGCUUGUCAAUAAUCUCGGUAUGAUUGCACGCAGCGGCUCAAAACAAUUCUUGGAACAGAUAAAGGAAGCAGGUGGUGGUGUCGAAAACUCGUCGAAUAUUAUUGGACAAUUCGGUGUUGGUUUUUAUUCCGCCUUUAUGGUAGCUGAUAAAGUGGAAGUGUUUACAAAGUCCUCGAAAGUGGAUUCACAAGGAUUACGUUGGUCGUCUGAUGGAUCGGGGUCAUAUGAAAUUCAGGAAGCUGAUGGUGUAGCUCAUGGCACUAAAAUUGUUAUACAUUUAAAAACAGAAUGUAGAGAAUAUGCAGAUGAGGAUCGCAUUAGAGCGGUGAUCAAGAAAUAUAGUAACUUCGUUGGUUCACCAAUAUUUUUGAAUGGUCAACGCGCUAAUGACAUCCAGCCCUUAUGGUUAAUGGAACCGAAAGAUGUGUCACAAGAUCAGCAUAAUGAGUUCUAUAGAUUCAUUGGCAACACUUUUGAUACACCGCGUUUCGUAUUGCAUUACAAGACUGAUGUGCCACUCAGCAUUCGUGCUUUGCUCUACUUCCCCGAAGGUAAACCGGGUUUAUUCGAUAUGACACGUGACGCUAAUGUGGGUGUGGCCCUAUAUACGCGAAAGGUUUUAAUACAAUCUAAAACAGAAAACCUGGUGCCCAAAUGGCUACGGUUUAUUAAAGGCGUUGUGGACUCCGAAGAUAUACCCUUAAAUUUAAGCCGUGAACUUCUUCAGAAUAGCGCUUUAAUCAAAAAACUGUCUAAUGUGCUAGCAACUCGUGUACUGCGUUUCCUGCAGGAACGUGCGAAAAAGCAACCUGAAGAGUAUGCUGCGUUUUAUAAGGAUUACGGCCUAUUCCUCAAGGAAGGCAUUGUUACGUCAAACGAUCACAAUGAAAAGGAAGGCAUUGCCAAGCUUUUGCGUUUCGAUUCGUCAAAGAAUGCGGACGGCAAUCGUAUAUCCCUAAUAGAUUAUUGCACAAAUGUUGGUGAACAAAAGGAUAUCUACUAUUUAGCAGCGCCAAAUCGCGUACUCGCUGAAUCGUCUCCCUAUUAUGAAAGCUUAAAGAAACGAGGCGUUGAAGUGUUAUUCUGUUACGAACCCUAUGAUGAGCUUGUCCUCAUGCAAUUGGGUACAUUCCAAGGUAAAAAACUAGUUUCUGUUGAAAAGGAAAUGCGUGAGGAUGAUGCAGGUGAAAAGGUAACAGACUACGGCGAAGGCAGUUUGUUACGCUCGCAGAUCGACGAACUCUUGCCCUGGAUACGAGAGAAACUUAGCGGCAAAGUGGUGAAUGUUAAGGUCACAACUCGCCUUGACACGCAUCCUUGUGUGAUUACAGUAGAAGAAAUGGCGGCUGCGCGACAUUUCAUUCGCACACAGAGUCAUCAAUUGCCCGAAGAAAAUCGUUUCGCUUUACUGCAGCCGCAAUUAGAGAUAAAUCCUAAGCACGAAAUUAUUAAGAAAUUGAAUAAACUGCGCACAAGUGAUCCUGAGCUUGCGGAGUUGGUUACACAACAGCUGUUUGCGAACGCUAUGGUCGGCGCUGGGCUCGCCGAGGAUCCGCGUACGCUUUUGCUGACAAUGAAUGAAUUGUUGACAAAAGCUUUGGAGAAACAUUAGAAAAUUGUUAAAAAAAAUUAAAUUAGUUUUAUGUAUAUUUUUAAAUUGAACAAAAUUACUAUCGUUUUCCGUUUGGUGUGUGAAUGUACAAAGACAAGAAAUACAACUUAAUACUACACAAAUUAUUUUAAUUGUGAAAAUGAAUAAAAAAGAAAUGUUACAAGAA
Messenger RNA from Bactrocera tryoni, 2374 nucleotides. RefSeq names its product heat shock protein 75 kDa, mitochondrial (gene Trap1). Gene Ontology annotation, cellular component: mitochondrial inner membrane. Gene Ontology annotation, biological process: protein folding. Gene Ontology annotation, molecular function: ATP binding; ATP hydrolysis activity; protein kinase binding. Bases 85 to 2208 code for a protein of 707 amino acids. Lineage: Eukaryota; Metazoa; Arthropoda; Insecta; Diptera; Tephritidae. The transcript has 8 exons. The record is from RefSeq and is a predicted model, not a curated record.